GGUGCUAGUGUGGGGUGGGCGCUGCUAGGGUGAGGUAGGAGGGCAGCGAGUUCGAGUCCUGCCUCCGCGAGCCUGAACGGGGAGCCGCUUCUCUGGGCUUCUGCAAUCCGCUCAGGGGCGAGGGGAGGAGCGGGUGGUUGGUUGUUUUCCUCUCCUUCCUCGUUUUUCUACUCGCGCGGAGGCCGCGGUUUUCUCUGUGGGGCUCCAGCCCACAGAGACAGAGUUUACCAGGAGUUUGUACGGACUUCGGGCUCCGGCCCCCCGCCCCGCCGCCGCCAUGCCCGUCUUCCACACGCGUACCAUCGAGAGUAUCCUGGAGCCGGUGGCCCAGCAGAUCUCCCACCUGGUCAUCAUGCACGAGGAGGGGGAGGUGGACGGCAAGGCCAUUCCGGACCUCACCGCUCCCGUGUCGGCCGUGCAGGCCGCUGUCAGCAACCUGGUGCGGGUUGGAAAAGAGACUGUGCAGACAACAGAAGACCAGAUCUUGAAAAGGGAUAUGCCACCAGCAUUUAUCAAAGUGGAGAAUGCCUGCACCAAACUUGUUCGGGCAGCCCAGAUGCUGCAAGCAGAUCCUUAUUCAGUACCAGCUCGUGACUAUCUAAUUGAUGGAUCAAGAGGCAUCCUUUCUGGAACAUCAGACUUACUUCUGACAUUUGAUGAAGCAGAGGUCCGUAAAAUCAUCCGUGUCUGCAAAGGAAUAUUGGAAUACCUGACUGUGGCAGAAGUAGUAGAGACUAUGGAGGAUUUGGUGACAUACACAAAGAAUCUAGGGCCAGGAAUGACAAAGAUGGCCAAAAUGAUUGAUGAGAGACAACAGGAAUUAACUCAUCAGGAACAUAGGGUUAUGCUGGUAAACUCCAUGAAUACUGUGAAGGAGCUACUACCAGUACUUAUUUCAGCUAUGAAGAUUUUUGUAACCACGAAAAACUCUAAAAGCCAGGGAAUAGAAGAGGCAUUGAAAAAUCGCAAUUUCACAGUAGAGAAAAUGAGUGCUGAGAUAAAUGAAAUCAUCCGUGUAUUACAACUCACUUCCUGGGAUGAAGAUGCCUGGGCAAGCAAGAAGGACACUGAAGCCAUGAAAAGAGCUUUAGCUUUAAUAGAUUCAAAGAUGAACCAGGCAAAAGGUUGGCUGAGAGAUCCAAAUGCACCUCCAGGGGAUGCUGGUGAGCAAGCAAUAAGGCAAAUUCUUGAUGAAGCUGGAAAAGCAGGAGAACUGUGUGCAGGCAAAGAACGCAGAGAGAUUCUGGGAACAUGCAAAACGCUGGGCCAGAUGACUGAUCAACUGGCUGACCUCCGAGCUAGAGGGCAGGGGGCUACACCCAUGGCUAUGCAGAAAGCACAGCAAGUGUCACAAGGUCUGGAUUUGCUCACUGCGAAAGUGGAGAACGCAGCCCGCAAAUUGGAGGCCAUGACAAACUCUAAGCAGGCAAUUGCUAAGAAGAUUGAUGCUGCUCAGAAUUGGCUUGCAGACCCUAACGGGGGCAGUGAAGGAGAAGAACAUAUUCGGGGAAUUAUGGCUGAAGCAAGGAAAGUUGCAGAAUUAUGUGAGGAGCCUAAAGAAAGAGACGAUAUCCUUCGUUCCUUGGGGGAAAUCUCUGCUUUGACAGCUAAGCUGUCAGAUCUGCGACGACAUGGGAAAGGUGACUCUCCUGAGGCCCGUGCAUUGGCUAAGCAAAUAGCUACAUCACUUCAGAAUUUACAGUCCAAAACAAAUAGGGCUGUAGCAAAUACCAGGCCAGUUAAAGCAGCUGUCCAUUUGGAGGGCAAGAUUGAGCAAGCUCAAAGGUGGAUAGACAAUCCUACAGUUGCUGAUCGGGGAGUAGGCCAGGCAGCAAUUCGGGGUCUGGUUGCAGAAGGCCGUCGUUUAGCCAAUGUGAUGAUGGGACCUUAUCGUCAAGACCUGCUUGCCAAAUGUGAUCGUGUGGACCAGCUGGCUGCUCAGCUAGCUGACCUCGCAGCAAGAGGGGAGGGAGAAUCUCCUCAGGCCAGGGCAAUUGCUGCUCAGCUUCAGGACUCACUGAAGGAUCUUAAAACACGGAUGCAAGAGGCAAUGACCCAAGAGGUUUCUGAUGUUUUUAGUGACACCACAACUCCUAUUAAACUGUUAGCAGUAGCAGCCACUGCUCCUUCUGAUGCUCCCAAUAGAGAUGAGGUGUUUGAUGAAAGAGCAGCAAACUUUGAAAACCAUGCUGCUAGACUGGGAGCUACAGCAGAAAAAGCAGCUGCAGUUGGAACUGCAAAUAAAACUACUGUGGAGGGCAUUCAAGCAACAGUGAAAUCUGCAAGGGAACUUACCCCACAGGUAGUAUCAGCUGCUCGUAUCCUCCUGAGAAAUCCUGGCAAUCAAGCUGCUUAUGAACAUUUUGAGACCAUGAAAAACCAAUGGAUUGAUAAUGUAGAAAAAAUGACGGGGUUGGUGGAUGAAGCCAUUGAUACUAAAUCUCUGUUGGAUGCAUCAGAAGAGGCUAUUAAGAAAGAUCUUGAUAAAUGUAAAGUUGCAAUGGCCAAUAUGCAACCUCAGAUGCUGGUAGCUGGUGCCACCAGCAUUGCCAGACGAGCAAACCGCAUCCUACUGGUAGCAAAACGGGAGGUUGAAAAUUCAGAAGACCCUAAAUUCCGUGAGGCUGUUAAAGCAGCUUCUGAUGAGCUAAGCAAAACUAUAUCGCCAAUGGUAAUGGAUGCUAAAGCUGUGGCAGGAAACAUUUCUGAUCCUGGUUUGCAGAAGAGUUUCUUGGAUUCUGGAUACAGAAUUCUGGGAGCUGUGGCCAAAGUCAGAGAAGCCUUCCAGCCUCAGGAACCAGAUUUUCCCCCUCCUCCUCCUGACCUUGAGCACCUUCAUCUGACUGAUGAGCUUGCUCCUCCAAAACCACCACUUCCAGAAGGUGAGGUUCCCCCACCCAGACCACCACCACCUGAAGAAAAGGAUGAAGAGUUCCCAGAGCAGAAAGCAGGAGAAGCUAUUAAUCAGCCCAUGAUGAUGGCUGCUAGGCAGUUGCAUGAUGAAGCCCGAAAAUGGUCUAGCAAGCCUGAUGUGACUGUGAUUAAUGAAGCGGCUGAGGCUGGUGUAGAUAUAGAUGAGGAGGAUGAUGCAGAUGUUGAAUUCACUCUCCCCUCUGACAUUGAAGAUGAUUACGAGCCUGAGCUGCUGUUAAUGCCAACCAAUCAGCCCGUUAACCAGCCCAUUCUGGCUGCUGCUCAGUCUCUGCAUCGGGAAGCAACCAAGUGGUCUAGUAAGGGUAAUGACAUCAUUGCUGCUGCUAAACGAAUGGCGCUGCUAAUGGCAGAGAUGUCACGCCUGGUGAGAGGAGGUAGUGGAAACAAGCGUGCCCUUAUUCAGUGUGCGAAGGAUAUUGCUAAGGCAUCAGAUGAAGUCACUCGAUUAGCCAAAGAGGUGGCAAAGCAGUGCACUGACAAGCGCAUUAGAACAAACCUCUUGCAGGUCUGUGAGCGAAUCCCAACCAUCAGUACACAACUCAAAAUUCUUUCCACUGUCAAAGCCACCAUGCUGGGCAGAACUAAUAUCAGCGAUGAAGAGUCGGAACAGGCAACUGAGAUGUUGGUUCAUAAUGCCCAGAAUCUCAUGCAGUCUGUGAAGGAAACAGUGAGAGAAGCUGAAGCAGCAUCCAUUAAGAUAAGAACAGAUGCUGGAUUCACUCUUCGCUGGGUCAGAAAGACCCCCUGGUAUCAGUAAACACUUGCCACAUAAGUAUUGUUUUCUGUAACAUAAAAUGCCUUUUUUUGGAAACAGAAAAGAUAUAUUCACAGCAAACGGUGCUGUAUACAUAAGCUUAAGAUUAGCUUAUGCUAAUGCCCCAUUCUAAGGGUAUGAAUUGUAUGAGAAUGCAUUUCAAAUGUCUUCAGGACGCAUUUGAUAUCGAACACCUCAAAAUUGCUUCCAACAGUAGACAGUUCUUUAUUUUUUUUUGCUUUUGAAGAUUCUCUUCCCAAAAGCACAUUUCAUUUAUGCACUGUAUAUUCCAGCAGUUUCCAUGUGGCAAUAUAAAACAUGGACCUCACUUUAAGCUUGUGUUGAGAGUCUAGGACACCAUUGGUUACUCGGCAGUUUUCUAGGGACAAUCACUGAUAUAGAAACAUUCAAUUUUUCAACAGGAUUUUAGUUGGCUGUUCUUAAACCAUGCAGAAAUGAUGGAAGGUGUGGGGGUUUUAAUUAAGGAGGGGGCAGCAGAACAGUUGUAAAUUGACAAAAACUCCAUGUCUGAAAUUAUUUUUUUUUUGCUUUUGAUUUUUUCCUGGCAUCAGUACUUUAACAAAAACUGGAGCUGUCUCUGUCAGCCUCCUGUCACCCUGUAGGUAGGCAUUCCAGAGCUCUUGCACUGAAAUGCUGUGCAGUGGAUGUUAGUGGCACACUGACAGCUUGAACCGUAUGGCUGGAGACCUUAAAUCAUGGAACUCUUUCCUUCUUGCUCAAUUCAGUAAUGCAUUGAGCCAAGAAAUCCUGGUUCUCUUAAGCUAGCUGCAUCUCCAGGACCAGAAAAUGCCACAUGCUGGCUCUUUCCUUUUGAAAACCAAAUAAGCACAUGCAAUUCUUCUUCUUUCUUCUACCCUCCAUCUAAUGCUAUUCCAGCCACUCAAGGUGGAAAUUAAAAGAUAAAGAUAUUCAGUUAAAAAAUACCUUUUGCCUCACUGCCCUUUCCAACAACACAUAAGCUUUUUGAAAACCAAGUGCUGCAGGGACACAAAACCUUUUAGGUAGUCUGGCUACCAGCAAACGGUGGUUCCUAAUGCUAAACAUACCAUGAUAUUUUUUUUCCAAAUUCUAGUAAUAGUGAAUUGAACAAAGUGUUGCUGUACCUUUUACUGUUGUGGUUUUGUCUGGAUUUUUUUUUAAAAACCCACAAAAUCUCCCCACUCUAUCACUAAAAUAUACUUGGGAUGCUUUUAUCCUUCCAUAAUUCAACAUGCCUUCAUAUAUAUAUGUGUGUGUGUGUAUAUAUAUAUAGACAUCCACACACACAUUCAUUUAAUUGCUCCAUCGUCUCCUCUGACAUUUGACAAGAGAGGAGAAUUAUUGUUUGAGAAUGAGGAACACAUGCAGACUUCUGUCCAGAUCAGCACUGGCCUCAUGAUGCCCUCUUAAUUUGCUGAAAAUUGUUGCACGAUCAAACCACCUUUAACAGAAGUGCCCUUGUGGAAAAACUGCUCAGUCUUAACAGCUUGAAGAAACACACAACAGUCAGCUGUCCUUUACCUGUCUGCAACAUUUAUUCUACAGCUGGACUUUCUCCCCUCCCCCCCCCCCCCCCCCCGCCUUGGUUGCACUGUUGCCUAAAAAGGGAAGUUAAACUGAUUAUAAUACAUCUGCCUCAAACUGACCUUAGCAAGAGAAAGCAUGCGUUCGUCUUGAAUUCACUCCUUGUGUCUGGGUAUUAGAAAAUACGUGGUACUUGGGAUCUUUCCUUAGUGUUCUCUUCCUGCAGUUACUUUCAACAGGAAGAGGAAGGAAGGGGUUGCCAGAGCCUUAACCUGAAUGUCUUGCAUUUGGUUGGUUUAUACCAGAUCUUUAACAUAAUUGUAAUGUAGUAAUUUCUAUUUAAUAGUAAAUAACACUGAAUAGGUAGGGGUUAUUUUUAAGGGAUUUUCUAAAUAGUCUUCCUGUAUUACUGUUCAAUGAUCCUCACACUUCCUUCCCCCCCAAUUCAGGCUUCUCUGUGAGAUUUUUUUUUAGUGUCACUGUUUAGUUGCUUGACUGAUAUUAAUGCAAUAUUACUAAUGCCUUUAAUACAUAAUUGUUUAUGCCAAAGAUCACUUUUUGUUUAUCAAGGAAUGUUUGCAGGAAAGUUAUGAAUCAUGGUUGCCUUUUAUAUUCUUCCAGAAUGUUUGCUGUAAGUUCUUGAACUGUUUUGUAGAAGCUAAGAUACCUGUCCACCUUAUGCAAUUACUGCUUUUUUGAACAUUAUUGGUCUUCAGACCUGAAAUGCAGCAAAAAUUUGAAAAAGACCAUGAAUGUCAUGUAGGAAUGUUUUACCACUAUAAAACUUUGUUUAUAAACCAAAAUGUAUUGUAUAGUCUAAUGUUUUCAACCUUUCUUUGGUUCUGUCAAAACAAUAAAAAUGCAUUUGUACAAA
Molecule: messenger RNA, 6086 nt
Organism: Grus americana (Whooping crane)
Lineage: Eukaryota; Metazoa; Chordata; Aves; Gruiformes; Gruidae
Gene: VCL
Product: vinculin
Exons: 22
Coding region: 278-3691 (1137 amino acids)
Biological process (GO): cell adhesion
Cellular component (GO): actin cytoskeleton
Molecular function (GO): actin filament binding; structural molecule activity
Source: RefSeq, a predicted model, not a curated record